AUGCCUGUGAAAGAGUGCAUAGCAUGCUCAAAACUGCUGCCUGAUGAUGGACAAUUUCUAACCUGCGUAGGAUGCUCUUUUCCGUACCACAUGGGUACUCCUUGCUCAGGUGUGGCGGAAUCUACGUUCCAGUUGGAUACUGCGAACCUGUCAGCUCAGUUUGCUGAAGUGAACGAAAAGCUGGAUCAACUUCUUUCACUUAAGGACAAAGUAGAUAGUCUCCUUGGACUACCAGCUCAGGUCAAUGACUUGUUGACCUUAAAAACAACAUUCGAAGAAAUGAAGGCCACUGUGAACGAGCUGAAGACCUCCGUGGAGUUCAACUCGGGCCAAUAUGACCACCUACUUCUCGAAAUGACAAGUAAAAAGGAAAUAAAAGACCUAAAAGCAGAGAUGACUCAACUGAAAAAUGUUGUGUCUGAGAACGCUGCAUGCAUCUCCCAUCUACAGGUCGAGUUAAACGACGCUGAACAGUACAACCGCCUGGCUAAUUUAGAAAUCCAUGGCAUGCCGGUAUCAACCAAUGAAGACCUAAAAAAGUCCGUCUUCGACCUCGCAGACAAACUGUCAAUCACAUCUUUUCAACCUUCUGACAUGGUGGCUGUCCACAGGCUCCCAAGCAAAAAGGAUAAGAUCCCCCCGAUUUUGGUUCGAUUUUCGUCAUCAGCUGCACGAGAGAUAUGGAUGAAGGCACGUGGCACUCUGCGCGAACUCGCACAAGCGAGAACUCUACCCCAGCUUUAUUAUAACGAGAAUCUCACCCAGAUCAACCGAAACCUGUUCUGGCAGGCUCGAACAGGGGGAAAGGAGAAAAGAUUCAAGUAUGUUUGGGUUCGAAAUGGCAAGAUCUUCGCCAAGCGGCAAGAUGAGGCAACCACAGUGCGCAUCAGUUGUGAACACGAUCUUGAACUGAUAAACUAA
Ixodes scapularis (black-legged tick) is the source of this 921-nucleotide messenger RNA. RefSeq lists its product as uncharacterized. Lineage: Eukaryota; Metazoa; Arthropoda; Arachnida; Ixodida; Ixodidae. The record is from RefSeq and is a predicted model, not a curated record. The coding region runs from base 1 to 921 and encodes 306 amino acids. The transcript has 2 exons.